Molecule: messenger RNA, 813 nt
Organism: Vanessa atalanta (red admiral)
Lineage: Eukaryota; Metazoa; Arthropoda; Insecta; Lepidoptera; Nymphalidae
Exons: 7
Coding region: 1-813 (270 amino acids)
Source: RefSeq, a predicted model, not a curated record
AUGACUGAAUGUGUCGCUGUAAAUAUUCAUAGAAUAGAAGUUCCAUCUCUCGUUGAAAUAGGCACAGAGUUUGUUGUUCUUGACUGUCAGUUCAGUACUCACACAACGACUCAAGGACUAGUGAUGAAGUGGUUCUUCAACGGAUCUGCAAGCCUGGUGUAUCAAUGGAUACCGCCUCUUAAGCCUCAGGUCGUAGGAUUGCUGAAGGGAAGAGUUGACUUAAAUUUUAGAAUAUCUGAUGAGCCCUUACAGGCCUACCGUGCCAUAAAAAUAAUGAAACCCACGACAGAUCUCAGUGGCAUCUAUACUUGUGUAGUAUCAACUUUUAUGGAGGAAGAUCGCCAAACGCGACCAAUGCUUAUUUACAGUCCAGGUAAAAAUUUUCAUUUCAUACAAGAGAAGAAAUACGUGUUCCUGGUGACCCUGAUAUGUGUGGCCGAGGACUUGUAUCCAAGGCCAGAAAUAAUUAUAUCGGUACAGGGGAGACCCCUAACUCAAGCUGUAUCGGAAAUGAAAAUGGAUUCAUGGGGACUAUACUCUGUGAUAACAAAAGCGGUCGUACACGAUGAUGACGUCACGGAACCCUUCGAGGAGUACACAUGCACUCUCAGCUUACCUUCAGCGAAUUAUACAGCAAACCGAACCACCGUUUAUUACCCUGGACUGAUGCCAACGGCAUAUAUUGCUGUUUACGAGAUCCAGAAGCCGCAAGAACGACAAGCUAAUGGUAGCAGUGUUUUAUCGAGACAAUCUAUUGCGCAACUGCUAAGCGUUCUUCUCUCAGCGCUUCGACUCACUCACCACCCGGUUUGA